CAGAGUCUCACAACGCCUCUGCCCAAUGCGGUAGACGGUUCACCGCAUUUACCUCCUUCGGUUAUGCUACAGGAAUCUGAAGGCGCAUUAGUGCACACACUUUCCAAUUUAAACAAUAUUGUUUGAUAGAGUUUUAUCGCAAGACAUGUAUGUGAAAAUUGCCAUACGAGUGUUUCUUUUGCUGACUAUACAGCAGCAAGUAGACGCAACGGAUUCAGGUGAUGUUCAUGAGACGUCACAGGAGAGACUACUUAACGUCUAUAAAAGACGCCUAUCGCUACAGAAUACAGCGGAGAUUCAGCACUGCCUCGUGAACGCUGGUGAUGUGGGCUGCGGUAUGUUCGAAUGUUUCAACAAUAACUCGUGCGAGAUUCGAGGGCUGCACGAGAUCUGCAUGACAUUCUUACAUAAUGCCGGCAAAUUUGAUUCUCAGGGGAAGUCCUUCAUUAAAGACGCGCUGAAGUGUAUGGCCCACGGCCUGCGCCACAAGUUCAGCUGCGUCAGCCGCAAGUGUCUGGCCGUCAAGGAUAUGGUCUUUCAGCUGCAGCGCGACUGCUACAUCAAACACAACCUCUGCUCAGCGGUCAGGGAGAACAUCAACGUUAUGGUAGAGAUGAUCCACUUCCAGGAUCUGUUCCCCAAAGGGCCACAUGUGGAGCUGGUCAACAUCCUGCUUGGCUGCGGGGAGGAGGUGCGUGCUGCCAUUGUCCGCCGGAUCCGUGGCCAGUGUGAGCAGAACUGGGGUGCCCUGUGCUCCAGCCUGAGCCUCUGUUCGCUGGGGCAGGCCGCAUCCACCACCCUCGCCACCACGCUGCCAGGGGGUGGUGCAGAGUCCCUGGCCCCUGCUGCAUGGGCUCUCCCAGAGGCUGCUGAGCUAAGGCAGUCCUGGAACGCGACUCGGAGGAGGUGAGGGGGCGGGGGGGUGGUCAGCUCAG
Messenger RNA from Electrophorus electricus (electric eel), 935 nucleotides. RefSeq names its product stanniocalcin 2b (gene stc2b). Gene Ontology annotation, molecular function: hormone activity. Gene Ontology annotation, cellular component: extracellular region. NCBI's taxonomy places the organism in Eukaryota, Metazoa, Chordata, Actinopteri, Gymnotiformes, Gymnotidae. The record is from RefSeq and is a predicted model, not a curated record.